This is a messenger RNA of Nicotiana tabacum (common tobacco), 1793 nucleotides long. The record is from RefSeq and is a predicted model, not a curated record. NCBI's taxonomy places the organism in Eukaryota, Viridiplantae, Streptophyta, Magnoliopsida, Solanales, Solanaceae.
CUUUUGCAACGUCUGACAGAAUUCUGCUAAACGGUGCUACUUGAAUGGCGAGUGCAGUUCUUUGUCUGAAAAAGAGCAGACAUUAUUAUACCUGGCAAAUAUGGGAUAUUCAGUGGAAGAGGCUUCCAUAGCAAUGGAGAGAUCUGGUCCAGAAGCAACGCUUGACGUAUUGAUAGAUUUCAUCAGUACUGCUCAAAUGUCAAGAGCAGAAGAUGCCUAUCUGCCAGAAGAUGUGAAGCCAAAACUGAAGCACAUAUCGAAUGAUAGUGGUGGAUACAAGAGGAAGAUGUACAAUGAGUUGUGCAAAAGGAAAAAGCAUAGGGCGAUUCUUGAUGAAGGGACAAUUCGUUUGCCCAAACCCAUGAUUGGAUUUGGAGUUCCUACAGUAUCUCUUCCCACAAUUGUCCAAAGAAAUCUUUCGAAGCAAGCUGUCGGCCCCCCUUACUAUGAAAAUGUUGCUCAAGCUCCAAAGGACGUGUGGAACACCAUUUCCAGACACUUGUUCGAUGUUUUGCCUGAGUUUGUCGACUCAAUAUACUUUUGCGCUGCUGCAAGGAAAAGGGGAUAUAUUCAUAAUCUUCCAGUUGAAAAAAGAUUUCCUUUGUGUCCACUUCCCCCAAGUACCAUUCAUGAGGCACUUCCCUUAACAAAGAAAUGGUGGCCAUCUUGGGAUAAACGGACAAAGCUAAAUUGUUUGCUAACAGCCAUUGGGAGUGCAAAAUUGACGGACAGGAUCAGGAAAGUUUUGGAGAAAUAUGUUGGUGAGCCACCUAUGGAAGUGCAAAAGUAUGUUCUUGCAGAAUGCAAAAAGUGGAAUUUGGUGUGGGUUGGAAGAAACAAAGUUGCUCCUUUGGAGCCUGAUGAAGUUGAAAUGCUAUUGGGGUUUCCAAAGAACCAUACUAGGGGUAUAAGUAGGACUGAUAGAUACAAAUCCCUUGGUAACUCGUUCCAGGUCGACACAGUGGCGUAUCACUUAUCGGUGUUGAAAGAUAAGUUUCCAGCUGGUAUCAAUGUAUUAUCGCUUUUCUCUGGAAUUGGCGGUGCCGAAGUUGCUCUUGACCGUCUCGGGAUUCGAAUGAAGAAUGUUGUUUCAGUUGAAAAAUCUGAAGUCAACAGGGUUAUUUUGAGAAGCUGGUGGGAUCAAACAGCUCAGCAGGGGAAGCUUGAAGAAUUUGAGGAUGUGAAGGAGCUGACCCGAGACUGCUUGGAGAAACUGAUGGAUUCCUUUGGAGAAUUUGAUCUAGUAAUCGGUGGAAGCCCGUGCAACAAUCUUGCAGGUGGUAAUAGGGUGAGCAGGGAUGGGCUUGAAGAAUACUGGAUUCUUCAAGAAGACAAGAAGGCAACAAUUUCUUCUCCAUGUUCCUUUAAAAUUCUCAGGUAUGUAACUACUCUCUCUCCUUGCUCUGUAUUUUAAUUCACUCGCUGCAGCUUUCUUCUCCUCUUGCUAUUCCCUGUUCUCUCUUUUCCCAUUCUGCUCAGACACUCAGUGCUCAAUGUUUGAAUCUCUUGCCGAGAUUUUUUCUUGUUGAUGCCUUGAUGGUGAUUCUGAUAUUUAUUUCUGAAAUGAGAAGUUGUUGCUAUUUCUAGUGCGAAUUUGGGAGAGCUAGGGCUUGAAGGUCUUGAAUUUUGAUAGUUUAUAGAAUUUGUGCACAUAUUAUGUUUGGGAAAAUGCUUAGCUGAGUCAAAGAUUGAAAUCCAUAGGAAAAAACUAUAUUGUGAACAUUUCAUUGGGUAUCAAGAACAUUUCAUUGUAUAGAUUAAUGGGUAUGUUGCUUUUCUUUUCCUGUAUUGGG